Staurois parvus is the source of this 465-nucleotide messenger RNA. NCBI's taxonomy places the organism in Eukaryota, Metazoa, Chordata, Amphibia, Anura, Ranidae. The record is from the annotation of a GenBank genome assembly.
CUGUACUGUGUCCGCAGUCUCUGGUCAUCUCCUGUACUGUGUCCGCAGUCUCUGGUCAUCUCCUGUAGUGUGUCCGCAGUCUCUGGUCAUCUCCUGUACUAUGUCCACAGUCUCUGGUCAUCUCCUGUACUGUGUCCGCAGUCUCUGAUUAUCUCCUGUACUGUGUCCGCAGUCUCUGAUCAUCUCCUGUACUGUGUCCGCAGUCUCUGGUCAUCUCCUGUACUGUGUCCGCAGUCUCUGGUCAUCUCCUGUAGUGUGUCCGCAGUCUCUGGUCAUCUCCUGUACUGUGUCCGCAGUCUCUGGUCAUCUCCUGUACUGUGUCCGCAGUCUCUGGUCAUCUCCUGUAGUAUGUCCGCAGUCUCUGGUCAUCUCCUGUAUAUGUCCGCAGUCUCUGGUCAUCUCCUGUACUAUGUCCGCAGUCUCUGGUCAUCUCCUGUACUAUGUCCGCAGUCUCUGGUCAUCUCC